GCGAGCUCUCCCAGCUGCUGCGCAAAAACAGACGCAGAAAUUCAUCGGGAGCGAGGCGUUGGGUGGUAUAAUCGGUGCAUGUCAGAGCACACCCUGAGCGAUGGCCUCGGCUUCUAUACCAGCAUACAGUUCAAACGCCCUAGAAAACAGUUCCACUAAGAACGCUUCAAGAGAGAGUCUAAAAAUGGAGCCUCUGUCUGACAUGCCACUGCUGCCGGGGGAGGAGAGGGUGAUAGACAAAGACAUCAUCUACAUCUGCCCAUUUAGCGGAGCAGUGAAAGGGAAGGUGGUCAUCACCAAUUACAGACUGUACUUCCGCAGCGUGGAGGCGGAACCUGUAGUGACUUUUGAUGUGCCGCUGGGAACCAUCAGUCGGGUGGAGAAAAUGGGCGGGGCUUCCAGCCGGGGGGAGAAUUCCUAUGGGCUGGACAUCACCUGCAAGGACAUGAGGAACUUGCGGUUUGCUCUGAAGCAGGAGGGCCACAGCAGGAGAGACAUCUUUGAUAUCCUGUUUCGGCACGCUUUCCCUCUGUCCCACGGCCUGCAGCUCUUUGCUUUCCUGAGCCAGGAGAAGUUCGAGGAGAACGGGUGGAAUGUGUACAACCCCAUGCAGGAGUUCAGACGCCAGGGUUUGCCCAAUGACAGCUGGCGCAUCACCUUCCUGAAUGAGAACUAUGAGCUAUGUGACACCUACCCUGCCCUGCUGGCCGUGCCGUUCAAGGCCUCCGACGAGGAUCUGCGCAAAGUGGCCACCUUUCGCUCCCGCGGCCGCAUCCCUGUGUUGUCAUGGAUACACCCGGAGAAGCAGGCGGUGAUCACCCGCUGCAGUCAGCCCCUGGUGGGCAUGAGCGGGAAGCGUAACCGCGAUGACGAGCGCUACCUGGACCUGAUCCGCGAGGCCAACGGCGGCACCAGCAAGCUCACCAUCUUCGACGCCCGGCCCAACGUCAACGCCGUAGCCAACAAGGCGACGGGAGGCGGGUACGAGGGGGAGGACUACCAGAACGCCGAGCUGGUCUUCCUGGACAUCCACAACAUCCAUGUGAUGCGGGAGUCUCUGAAGAAGCUGAAGGACAUUGUGUACCCACAUGUGGAGGAGGCACACUGGCUCUCCAGCCUGGAGUCCACACACUGGCUGGAGCACGUCAAGCUGGUGCUGGCGGGGGCGAUCCAGGUGGCGGAUAAGGUGUCGUCGGGGCAGUCGGUGCUGGUGCACUGCAGCGACGGCUGGGACCGCACAGCGCAGCUGACCUCCCUCUCCAUGCUGAUGCUGGACAGCUUCUACCGCACUCUGCACGGCUUCCAGGUGCUGCUGCAGAAGGAGUGGCUGGGCUUCGGCCAUAAGUUCGGCUCGAGAAUCGGUCACGGGGAUAAAAACCACGCGGACGCAGACAGAUCUCCUAUCUUCCUGCAGUUCAUCGACUGCGUCUGGCAGAUGACCAAGCAGUUCCCCACAGCGUUCGAGUUUAACGACCGGCUCCUUCUGACCGUGCUGGACCACCUGUACAGCUGCCGCUUCGGCACCUUCCUGUACAACUGCGAGAGCGCUCGCGACGCCAACGAGGUGAAGACGAAGACGGUGUCGCUGUGGUCUCUAGUGAACAGUGAUCGCUCGUCCUACAUUAACCCCUUCUACACCAUGGAGUCCAGCCGUGUGCUGUACCCUGUGGCCAGCAUGCGCCACCUGGAGCUGUGGGUGGGGUACUACAUCCGCUGGAACCCCCGCAUCCGACACCAGCAACAGAGCCCAGUGGAGCAGAGAUACCGGGAGCUUCUGGCUCUGAAGGACCAAUACCUGAAGAAGCUGGAGGAGCUGCAGCUGUCUGGCUCCGCCCCUCGGCUGUCCAACAGCACCGCCCCCUCCCCGGCCUCGCCCACGCAGCGCGUCACGCACAUGCACACGCCCUUUUGACCUGCAGUGCAUACAGAAUUUGCUCAGAGCAAGAGUGAGAAGUAGCCAUAACCAGAGUAACUAUAGUAAUAAAACCAUAAUGCAAUAAAUCACAGAGAAGCCUUCCCAGUUUAGGCCAUUUUCACAACAGAGAAGCCUUAAAGAAAUGCGUGUG
Messenger RNA from Megalops cyprinoides (Indo-Pacific tarpon), 2066 nucleotides. RefSeq names its product myotubularin-like. The transcript is spliced from 15 exons. The record is from RefSeq and is a predicted model, not a curated record. Gene Ontology annotation, molecular function: phosphatidylinositol-3,5-bisphosphate 3-phosphatase activity. Lineage: Eukaryota; Metazoa; Chordata; Actinopteri; Elopiformes; Megalopidae. The coding region runs from base 101 to 1912 and encodes 603 amino acids. Gene Ontology annotation, biological process: muscle cell cellular homeostasis; dephosphorylation; mitochondrion distribution. Gene Ontology annotation, cellular component: plasma membrane.